Messenger RNA from Ipomoea nil (Japanese morning glory), 673 nucleotides. Its product is annotated as AP-4 complex subunit sigma-like. The coding region runs from base 93 to 524 and encodes 143 amino acids. Gene Ontology annotation, biological process: vesicle-mediated transport; protein transport. NCBI's taxonomy places the organism in Eukaryota, Viridiplantae, Streptophyta, Magnoliopsida, Solanales, Convolvulaceae. Gene Ontology annotation, cellular component: intracellular membrane-bounded organelle. The transcript is spliced from 4 exons. The record is from RefSeq and is a predicted model, not a curated record.
AGAGAGAGAGAGAGAGAGAGAGAGAGAGAGAGAGAGAGAGAGAGAGAGAGAAUCACGAAAUUGUCGGCAGUAGAGGUGGAAAGGAGAAAGAGAUGGGGAUUAGAUUCGUACUGAUGGUGAACAAGCAAGGGCAGACUCGGCUAGCCCAGUACUACGAAUACCUCACUCUCGAACAAAGACGUGCCCUUGAAGGUGAAAUUGUUCGCAAGUGCCUCACUCGUACCGAACACCAGUGUUCAUUUGUGGAGCAUCGUAACUACAAAGUAGUGUACAGGAGAUACGCGUCACUGUUUUUCCUGGUUGGAGUUGACAAUGAAGAAAAUGAGCUUGCCAUUUUGGAAUUUAUUCACCUUCUAGUUGAGACAAUGGAUCGUCAUUUUGGCAAUGUGUGUGAGUUGGAUAUCAUGUUUCAUCUCGAGAAAGCGCAUUUCAUGCUGGAGGAGAUGGUAAUGAAUGGGUGUGUUGUCGAGACUAGCAAGUCCAACAUUCUGGCUCCAAUACAGCUUAUGGAAAAAGCAUCAUAAAUAGCGGGGCGAAGCACAAUGAGCAUUGCCAUCCCUCUGCAUGUAUUACUUUUAUUUUGUUUAGUGCCCUUUUUAAUACUUGUGUGUUUUGUACUAAUGACUUAUCAGGCAAUCCAAUUAUGUUCAAAUGCAAAUUGUUUUAUUUACCA